AUAGAGGGCGCUAGGUGUAUAUAAACAUGUAAAGGAAGUGACAGACAUUCACUUUCUUAGUUAUUUUUCACUGUCCCUGAGUUGUGACAAGGGAAUUAAUAAUCAUGAGAACUUUUUUGAUAUCAUGUGUUUUGGUGGCGUCCGUAUCUGCAGCUUGUAUGCCAGGAGGAUAUUGCCCACUCGAUAAUGUUGAGGCUAACGCAGUUGUACAAGAAAUGGCCCAGUUUGCUCUCAAUGCAUAUGCAGCCAAAUCACACGACGUCUCGUCAUGUGAUGGAACCUUCACAGUUAAACAUGCUAGUACACAGGUAGUUGCAGGUAUUAACUACAAGUUGACUGUAGAAGCUACUUGUGGAGGACAGAAGACAUUGUGUCAGUUCACAGUGUUUGACCAGUCCUGGACCAGCACAAGAGAGCUGACCUCGGAUCACUGUUCUACCAGUCAUAAACGCUUAGCUCUGGUCGGGGGCCUAUCUCACGCCGAUACAAGCAGUCAGCAGUUCUUAGAUGCCAUGAAAUAUGCAGCAUCCCAAGUUGACAUGCAGAGCAACAGCAUGUACAAAACUACCCCUGUCCACUACAGCCACUGCUUCCAGCAGGUUGUAGCCGGUAUGAGAUACGUGUGUGAUAUCACCCUCACUGAGAACUCUUGUAUGAAGGGAGACACAAAAGAUUUGUCUCUGUGUGCAGUAAACAGCAAUGGAUUCUCCACCACAUGGCACGUGGAUAUUGUUUCCCAGCCUUGGAUGCCAAACAAGUACACAGUACAAACACUAACAAUGAAGGAAAACAUUGAGGUAGAGCCAGAAGACUUAAAAACCCUGAAGUUGAAAGCACUGAAAGAGAAACUUGGAUUAAAAUUGAAAUCUAAUUCUGCACAAAAGAUUAAUGAGGCAUUUGAUUGCAAAGGGAAAAUGUGCAAAUCUGGCAAAGCUCUUUUAAACUUAGGAUAUCAGCUUUAUAACUUGGGAAAAAAUAAAGUGAAAUCUGAUAGAAAAGUGAUGGAUCUCAAAAAACUGCUGGGUAAAGAUGGGCAUGAUAUGAAACUGCAUGGAAAACAAAGUUUAAUUGGUGGAGACGGACAUGAUUUAAAGCCACAUGGAAAACAAAAUUUGAUUGGUGGAGAUGGACAUGAUUUAAAGCCACAUGGAAAACAAAGUUUAAUUGGUGGAGACGGACAUGAUUUAAAGCCCCAUGGAAAGCAAAAUUUGAUUGGUGGAGAUGGACAUGAUUUAAAGCCCCAUGGAAAGCAAAAUUUGAUUGGUGGAGAUGGACAUGAUCUUAAGCCUCAUGGUAAUGUGAAUGUUCUGGAUGGAGGAGCUUUGUUACUAAAUGGAAGUCCCAUGUUAAAGGGCAGUGUUGGGGAUCUUUGCCAAUGGGGUGUGUUUCAAAACUUCCAAGCAAAAUAUGAGAGGCUCUACAUGUCUAAAGAAGAGGAGAAGAAGAGAUUUAAGAUAUUCUGUGAUAACUUGAAGAAAGCCCAGAAGAUGCAAGACAUUGAGAAAGGAACAGCAGUGUACGGAAUCACAAAAUUUUCAGACAUGUCUGAAUCUGAAUUUAAGCAGUAUGUUGGCAAACUUUGGGACCAGAAUGCUAAUAAAGGAAUGAAGAAGGCAACCAUUCCCAAAUUUAAGUCUCUGCCUAAAAGUUUUGACUGGCGUGAACAUGGCGCUGUGACAGAAGUUAAAAAUCAGGGAUCUUGUGGGUCCUGCUGGGCUUUCUCUACCACUGGGAACAUAGAAGGACAGUGGGCCAUUCAGAAGAAAAAACUCAUCUCUCUGUCUGAACAAGAGCUGGUGGACUGUGAUAAAGUAGAUGAGGGUUGUAAUGGUGGACUACCCAGCCAGGCCUACAAAGAAAUCAUCAGACUAGGAGGACUAGAGAGUGAGACAGACUAUAAAUAUAGAGCACACGAUGAGAAGUGCACCUUCAACAAAUCAAUGGUUCGAGUGAAAAUUAACGGCUCAGUGUCCAUCUCCAGCAAUGAAACAGAGAUGGCAGCAUGGUUGGUGAAGAAUGGACCCAUUUCUAUUGGAAUCAAUGCCUUUGCUAUGCAGUUUUACAUGGGAGGAAUAUCACAUCCCUGGAAAUUCUUCUGUAAUCCAACAAAACUAGACCAUGGAGUAUUGAUUGUUGGUUAUGGUGUUGAUGGAAGUAAGCCGUACUGGAUUGUUAAGAACAGCUGGGGGCCGGACUGGGGAGAAAAGGGUUACUAUUUGGUUUAUCGUGGAGCAGGGGUUUGUGGCCUGAACACCAUGUGCACCUCAGCCGUCGUCAACUAAAGAUCAAACAGCAUCAGCAUUUUCUAGUCUACGUUCUUAACUGUUGCAUAAUACUGGUACAUGUAUUUGAUAGAUCUCUAGGUGAUGCUGUGCCUUAAAGACUUAAUUUGUACAAAUUACAGCCUUUGUAUUGGAGAAAUUAAACAAAACUGCUAGCUGGUCAUAGCAAUAUAAUACAUGUGUUAAAUUAAUACUAUACUUGUAAAUAUUUUUAUUGUUAAUUCUUUCAAGAUUUUCAGUGUAUGUGAUGUUGUUAACAUUGGUUUAGUCUAUUUGUACAUAUACACGUUCAUCAGUGAUCUGUUAUGAUUUUUUUCUUUACAUCAUUUUAAUACAUGUAUUUUUUGUGUGAUCAUUGCAGAUAAUUAUUAUAUUUUUGAACUUUAAAUAGGAUGCAAAAUUUCUAUUGUUUUAAUUGUUCAAAUCUUAAAAUUGGUAGUUAUACAAUAGCUGUUUUAUUGGCAGUUACAUUAUACCCUGGUAAAUACAUUUCCGUUUUUCCAAGUUCUUUAAUAUUUGGCAAGGAACAUUACAUGUUUGUAUGAAAAUAUUGCCUUUUCCAGAACUUAACCAUUUUAUUUUUUUGUAAUAUAAACGUCCUUAUUCUUAAUGUACAUCAUUAAAAAUCUGACAAAUAUGUGCCACAUAACUUUAUUCUUUGUUGUUGUUUGUGAUAUUUUAUAUGAACAAAUUUAUAUGUGGAAUUUUCAUUUAUGCAGUUAAUUCAUAAUAAAUAUAGUAUUCACCUUUCAACAAA
This is a messenger RNA of Saccostrea cuccullata (small rock oyster), 3039 nucleotides long. RefSeq lists its product as uncharacterized. Gene Ontology annotation, molecular function: cysteine-type endopeptidase inhibitor activity; cysteine-type endopeptidase activity. The coding region runs from base 105 to 2282 and encodes 725 amino acids. The record is from RefSeq and is a predicted model, not a curated record. Lineage: Eukaryota; Metazoa; Mollusca; Bivalvia; Ostreida; Ostreidae. The transcript has 15 exons. Gene Ontology annotation, cellular component: lysosome.